UUCAACAUCUAGCUUUAUAGAAUCAACGAAGGAGCUGCGACACGCCGGACGAGUGGGCGGUCCUCUCAAGCAGGACGGCAUCUUUCACACUUGGCUCGCGAUAGCAAUUAUUGAUCCCUUCACUGCUCUCGUCAUCAAAUCCUCGUCUUCACGCUCAUCAGCAUGCCUCGUCCCUCAACGUCGCAUCUGAGCAGUCGACUGCGACAGCUGACCACAUCAUCUCCUCCAGCCACAGCACUAUUCUACGCAAGGAUAUGGUAUGCUCUUUCUGCACCCUUCGACGGCGACCACGAAGCUCUGCACGUCCUGGCUUUGUGCUUUCUACAAUGUGAUCAGCCUUAUUCCGCCUUGUAUCUCGUGAGAGACUUGGCCGAUGCGGAACCGGAGCUCGUCCCUUCUCGGCCGGGAUCAAGUGGCUUUGGUCGACGCAAGGGGUGUUAUGGAUGCGCCAUGAUCGUCGGCAAAUGCUGCGACAGGCUGUCGAGGUAUAGCGAGGGCAAAGGAGUCGUUGAAAGAGCUUUGGCGAGCAGUACUCCAAUGAACUUGCCUUCACUCAGUCCCUCAUUAUCAGCUGCCACUCCUCACCUGAUGCUCGCAAGACUAUCCCACAAGGGCAAAGCCCCGGAACAGGCCGUCGAGGCGUAUACCAAAGCCUUGCAGGAGGAUCCUUGGCUCUGGGAAGCCUUCACUGGACUUUGUGAUAUCGGUGAGAGCUUUCCUUCUGGGCCCAAUUGACACCAAUCCAGGCUGUCCUCCACCGUCAGAACUCGUCUUUCCCGACCCACCCGCUCCCACCAAAUCGUCAUCCUCACGCG
Kockovaella imperatae is the source of this 815-nucleotide messenger RNA. RefSeq lists its product as hypothetical. The transcript has 2 exons. The record is from RefSeq and is a predicted model, not a curated record. NCBI's taxonomy places the organism in Eukaryota, Fungi, Basidiomycota, Tremellomycetes, Tremellales, Cuniculitremaceae. Bases 163 to 735 code for a protein of 190 amino acids. Gene Ontology annotation, molecular function: protein binding.